GGGAAAUGUAUUUGCAACAAGUACGUAUCUGUAUGUUGUUUGGAUGACUUUAAUUGGCUUAUGUAGGUACAAAGUACGAAGAUUAUCCAACGAGCCAACUCUCACUUUGGAGGUAUUGUCUUACUCGAGUAGAGCUUCCUAGCUCUUUCUCGAGCAAUCAGGUCAAUUGGUUAACAUGUCACUAAUUGAUUAUAUAGAAACAUGACUGGUUCUCUUGAAUCCAUUCAUAUUCAGCAUCCUCCCAAAGGUUCCAAGGUUCUCUUCAUUCCAAUUCAUUCAGUCGUCCAUAAGUCAGUCUCCUACCUGGAGCCGGGACAUCGAGUUUGGCCGACUCCGAUUACACCACGCUGGAGUAAAGAGCCCCAUAAUUUGUGGAACCCUGUACACAAGGACUUCAGCCCAAGAUCUCUUAACUCCGUCUUUGCUCCAGAGGUAUCGCAUUCGCAUAUCACUUCCACCUAAGAAUCCAAGCCGUAAGCCUGUUGACAGCUUUCCUUUACUAUUAGGUACGGAGUACUGAGUACUUGGUCCUUUAAAUCCGUGAGACUCAAAAAGCGCUCUCUUUCCCAUUUCUUUUCUAUUUCCUUUUGUCAUGCGGGCAUUUUUUAGCAGUCUUCUCCGGCGCAAACACAAACCCCCCACCCCCACCCACAACCAUACAAAAAGAGCAAUGUCCAAUGGAAUGGCGGCUGCAAUGGCUUAUGCUUGUACCAUGACUCCUCCUAGUGCGCUGGGAGCUGUUCCGGAGGAGUCGAAAGAAAAGGCGCAUCAUUUGAAAGAUGGGAAGGGAUUUAGGAAUCCGUGGCCGAGUUGGGUUGAUCAGUCCCCGAUCAAAAUAACUAGUGCUAUGGCCUGGUAUGUUCUGCCCUUUCCUACAUUUUUUUGCUGGAAAAAACUUCUGGAUUUAUAUGAUAUUUUGAGUUUGUUCAAAAUUCCGGAAGAUCUGGGUACAUGUUUGCGGGCGUAGAAAAAACUCAAUGAGCCGUAGAGUGAUGCUGACAUCCCCAAGGCGCGCAAUAACUGGAAACCUCAAAUGGCCCGACACCACCCCUCCAACAGUCAAAGUCAUAAAACCAGACUUUCUCCCCUCUCGAACUGCUUCUACCUCCCUUCGGGCAACGUGGCUCGGCCAUGCAUGCUACUACGUCGAAUUCCCCGGUGGUCUUCGAGUCCUCUUCGACCCGGUAUUUGAAGAACGUUGUUCCCCCUCCUCCCAUAUAGGACCUAAACGCUACACCGAAAUCCCCUGCAUGAUCAAAGACCUUCCCGUCGUCGACGUAGUGGUAAUCAGUCACUCACACUACGACCAUCUCUCCCAUCCCACCAUUCUCGAACUCCAUAAACACCAUCCAAAUGCGCAAUUCGUGGUCGGACUAGGGCUCAAGAAAUGGUUCAUAAACAGUGGGGUAAAAAAUGUACAGGAGAUGGAUUGGUGGCAAGACGCAGAUCUCACGCUGUCCCCUGAAUCAGGCGAGAACAGGCUAUCUACUACUUCUUCCCAGGAUCCAGCGACUGGAACAAACUCCACAGAUAUCAAAGCAAGAGUUUCCUGUCUUCCCUGCCAACACACCUCCAACCGCAGUGCCUUUGACCGCAACGUGACCCUCUGGUGCUCCUGGGCCGUUUCCUCGGGCGGGAAAUCCGUCUGGUUCGGAGGCGACACAGGAUAUCGAUCCGUACCCGAAGUCCCAGCAGGAGAAGACGAUUACGGACCAAAAUACGCCAAUCUCCCAUCCUGUCCCGCCUUCAAGGAGAUCGGGAACCUGAGAGGACCAUUUGAUCUAGGUCUCAUCCCGAUAGGUGCUUACGAUCCAAGACAUAUCAUGAGUCCUAUGCAUGCGAAUCCGUUCGAUAGCGUGAAUAUCUUUGUCGAUACGAAGUGUAAGAAGGCGAUGGGCAUUCAUUGGGGGACUUGGGUGCUUACUACUGAAGAUGUGCUUGAGCCGCCGAUUUUGUUGAGGGAGGCGAUGAGGAAGAAGGGAUUGGAGGAGAGGGGGGUGUUUGAUGUUUGUGAUAUUGGAGAGAGUAGGGAGUUUUGAAUUAGCGAAGGAUUUAUGAUUAGUUAAGUGGUGGGCUGGUUGGAGUUAGGGGUUGGAUUUAGAUGGAUUUGAGAGGAUGUAGGAAAUAGCUCCUUUCUUAUAUUUCAUGGUUGCUCUUAGAUAAUACCCUCCUUUCCAUUGUUAUCUAUAUUUCUGUUGACCUCGAACCUAUCCCUGGACAGGGAUUGUAUUUUACAAACUUCCAUCCCACCCCUUCCUCGCCCCUAAGCGAAAAUAUUAGAAACCAGAAAUUUUCUCCACAUUUACGAGAACUUCCUCCAACAACCGCUAUACCACACAAGGAUAUUUGAAAACAUGUAUUCG
Messenger RNA from Hymenoscyphus albidus, 2363 nucleotides. The record is from the annotation of a GenBank genome assembly. Lineage: Eukaryota; Fungi; Ascomycota; Leotiomycetes; Helotiales; Helotiaceae.